AUGGUAAACCUGAAGACUCUCCCACUGCUGCUCUUGCUCCACACGCAGCUCUCCAAGGCCCUCCCUGUACCUGCUGAACCACCUGAAGAGAAAAAAACAAUAGUUGUUAAGAAUUAUCUAGAAAAAUUCUACCAAUUGCCCAAGAGUCAACAUCAGUUUGAAAGGAAGAACAGCGCCAGCAUGAUUGUGGAAAAACUUAAAGAAAUGCAGCAGUUCUUUGGAUUGAAUGUGACAGGGAAGCCAGAUGCUGCAACCCUGGAGGUGAUGGAAAAGGCUCGCUGUGGAGUGCCUGAUACUGGGGAUUUUAUGUUAACCCCAGGAAACCCGAAGUGGGAACACACAAACCUAACCUACAGGAUUAGAAAUUAUCCCUCAAAUUUUGCAAAGACUGAUGUGGAAACCGCUAUUAUGAAAGCCUUUCAAAUCUGGAGUAAUGUAUCACCCCUGAACUUCAGCAAGACCUCAGAGAGGAAAGCAGACAUCGAGAUUGAUUUUGUCAUAAGAGAUCAUGGUGAUAAUUCUCCAUUUGAUGGACCAAAUGGGAUCCUUGCUCAUGCCUUUCAACCAGGCCAAGGUAUUGGAGGAGAUGCUCAUUUUGAUGCAGAAGAAACAUGGACCAAAACCUCACAAAAUUACAACUUGUUUCUUGUUGCUGCUCAUGAAUUUGGUCAUUCAUUGGGGCUCUCUCAUUCAUCUGAUGCUGGUGCCUUGAUGUAUCCCACCUAUGCUUUCACAGACCCCAGCACAUACCUGCUCCAUCAAGAUGACAUCAAUGGAAUCCAGGCCAUCUAUGGACCUUCAAGCAACCCUAUUAAACCCACUGGACCAAGCACCCCCACAGCGUGUGAUCCUAGAUUGACAUUUGAUGCUAUCGUCACACUCCGAGGAGAAAUAUUUUUCUUUAAAGACAAGUAUUUCUGGAGAAGCCACCCUCAGCUAGAAAGAGUCGAAUUAAACUUUCUUUCUCUAUUCUGGCCAUCCCUGCCAAAUGGAAUACAGGCUGCCUAUGAGGAUUUUGAUAGAGACCUAGUUUUCUUAUUUAAAGGCAACCAAUACUGGGCUCUGAAUGGGUAUGACAUUCAGCCAGGUUAUCCCAAGAGUAUAUCAAACUACGGUUUACCCCGCAGUGUCCACGCCAUCGAUGCAGCUGUGUCCUAUAGAGGAAAAACAUACCUCUUUGUCAACAAUCAAUUCUGGAGAUAUGACAACAAAAAACAAUCCAUGGAACCAGGUUAUCCCCAAAGCAUAGCAAAUGCCUUUCAAGGAAUAUACAGUAGAAUUGAUGCAGUUUUCCAUCAGGGAUACUUCUUCUUUUUCUUCACUGGGCCAGAAUAUCAUGCAUUUGACCUUAAUGCCCGUAGAGUUACUAGGGUUGGAAGAAGCAAUGAAUGGCUUAACUGUUGA
Molecule: messenger RNA, 1404 nt
Organism: Chrysochloris asiatica (Cape golden mole)
Lineage: Eukaryota; Metazoa; Chordata; Mammalia; Afrosoricida; Chrysochloridae
Gene: MMP8
Product: matrix metallopeptidase 8 (neutrophil collagenase)
Exons: 10
Coding region: 1-1404 (467 amino acids)
Biological process (GO): collagen catabolic process; extracellular matrix organization; proteolysis
Cellular component (GO): extracellular matrix
Molecular function (GO): zinc ion binding; metalloendopeptidase activity
Source: RefSeq, a predicted model, not a curated record